AUGAGUUCCACCUACGACAACCUCCCUCUUCGCGUUGUCCCUCACAUCGUUGACGAAAUCGCAAGAACUGCUCCCAACACGAAAUGGGUAGAAGUACCUCGCAACAACAGUAACCUUCAAGAUGGUUAUAAGACCCUGACUUUCGGUCAAUUAUCACAAGCUGUCAGCAAAAUGGCCCGUUGGAUCGAGCAGACCAUCGGAACCAGCACGUCAAGAGAAACCAUCACUUACAUGGACCGCCAAAACGACAUCAGAUAUAUCUUUGCCAUCAUUGCAUCUAUGAAGACUGGUUACAAGGCUCUCCUUGCCUCGACACGUAACAGCGAAGAAGGCCAACGUGCCAUCCUCCAACGUACACAAAGCAAGAAAUUCCUGCACGGCCAGGGCAUGAGGAAAGAGAUCCUCGCAUUGCAAGACGAAAAGACACCCAUCGAGGCCUAUGAGGUUCCUCCUAUGGACUACUUUUUCAAUGACGAUAAAGUGGAACACUACGAGGGCGUUGUCAGUACAGACCCCAAUGAUAUUGUCGCCAUCAUCCAUACUUCUGGUUCGACCGGCAUCCCGAAGCCGAUCUACCUCCGCAAUGGCUACCUCGCCUGCCUCGAUCGUAUCCGUCAGCUCCCAAUUGCUGGUGGCCGUCUCUCGAGAGCCCAGAAGUUCGUUGGUACGGACCGGGCUUUCUGCAGUCUGCCAUGGUUCCACGCAAUGGGCUUUUUCAUGGCACUAAGAUCGAUCUACGCCCAAGGCCCUCUUAUUCUGCCUCCUGUAGGCCGCUCGCCCAACGCCGAUCUCACGCUUGAGGUGCUUCAAGUCGCUAAACCAGCGACUGGCUUCUUCCCGCCUGCCAUCCUUGAAGACAUCGUCGAUGCUCCUGGUGGCAUCGACACUCUCGCAAAGCUUGAUUUCGUCUUCUUUGCAGGAGCUCCUCUUGCACAAGAGGUAGGUGACCGUAUUGCUGAGACCACCCAAAUCCAGACCAUCAUCGGUUCUACCGAGGGUACAUUCUGGGAUAGCUACAUCACCGAAGACCGUUCCGACUGGGGUUGGUUCGAGUGGUGUGAGCAUACAGGUGCUGUUAUGGAGCCCUCUGGCGAGCUCCACGAGAUGGUCAUCAAGCGCAUGCCCGGUAAUCCCGUUCAGGGUGCAUUCUGGAGUUUCCCUGAGCUUGACGAGUACCGCACCAAAGAUCUGUACGAGGAGCACCCCACCAAAAAAGGUCUCUGGAAGUACAAGGGUCGCAACGACGAUGUGAUCGUUCUCAGCAACGGCGAGAAGUUCAAUCCUGUCAUGUUCGAGAAGGACGUCGAAGGCCAUCCAGCAGUAAAGGGCGCUCUUGUUGUUGGUCAAGGUCGCUUCCAGGCUGGUCUCAUCCUCGAGACCAACACUAAGACUGAUCCCGAGACAUUCCUCGAGCAGAUCUGGCCUGCAGUUGAGCGAGCCAACGAGAAAAUGGCCGCUCAUGGCAGAGUCUGGAAGUCAAAGAUUGCCAUUGCCAACCCCCAGAAGCCCUUCCAGCGAGCUCCCAAGGGUAGCAUCAUGCGCCGCAAGACCAAUGAGCUUUACAAAGCUGAGAUCGAUGCGCUGUAUUCCAACGAGAGUUCGGCCGAGUCACUUGGACAGCUGGACGCCAAUGCUGACCUGGCCUCUAUCCGCAGCUUUGUAAAGCAGGCCAUUCUUCUUGCCUUGCCCCAAGUCCCUGAGAACCUUGAUGACGAAGGCUACGAGGCCGACCUCUUCUCCUUUGGCAUCGACUCACUUCAAGUGCUUGCUUUAGCCAACACUAUCGGCCACGCUCUUCCGAAGAAGGAGGGCUCGCGUGAUGCAACAUUCAAGCCUCGGAUGGUCUAUGGCAACCCAACCAUCGAUGCCUUGACCAAGGCAGUCCGUAACAUUCUCCACGGCGAGGCCGCCAAUGGAGCUCCUACCAAGUCUCGUGAGCAAAACAUGGAUGAGGUCAUCAAGAAGUAUACACAAAACCUACCUUCGCCUAUCGAGUACAAUCCUCGCCAGCAGAAGCAUGCUAUUGCUCUCACGGGGAGCACUGGCUCUCUAGGUAACUACCUGCUGGAAGGCAUGAUUGCAAACCCUGCCGUCGCAAAGAUUUACUGUCUCAACCGCUCGGAUGCCCAAAGCCGACAGAAGCGCAGCUUCGAAGAGCGCGGAGCUGUACCCGACUUCUCCAAGGUCGUCUUCUUGCAAGCUUCAUUUGGCAAGGAGAACUUCGGUCUGCCUGACGCAGUAUAUCACGAGCUUCAACGUGACGUUGACGUCUUCAUCCAUAACGCCUGGGCUGUCGACUUUAACAUGGGUCUUGAGUCCUUCGAAGAGACCCAUCUGAUGGGCACGCGUCGUGUCAUUGAUUUCAGUGCUUCUGCUCAAUACCACCCCCACAUAAUCUUCAUUUCCUCCAUCGCUAGCACUGGCAACUGGCUCGGCAGCGGACACUCUGGUUUUGUUCCUGAGGUGUUCAUGCAAGAUAACAGUCUUCCCUUCCCUCAAGGAUACGGAGAAAGCAAGCAUGUCGCGGGAGCCAUGCUCGCCAUUGCAGCCGAAAAGUCGCACAUUCCCUCUACUGUCGUUCGCGUAGGUCAGCUCGCCGGUCCCACCGCCGAAAAGGGUCUUUGGAACCGUCAGGAGUGGUUGCCUUCUAUCGUUGCAUCGUCCAAGGCUAUUGGCAAGAUCCCUCGCACCUUGGGCAACGAAGAUAUCGUCGAUUGGGUACCCACGGAUGCAGCAGCUAAGAUCCUUAUCGAUCUCACACGCACACGCCUGCGCACUCAAGAGUCUCAGAAGCUGGACACCUUCCACCUCGUCAACCCCUCCACCGUACAAUGGAAAAACCUCGUACCUAGCGUCGUCGACUUCUACGCCUCCCAAGGCACUGAGAUUAAGAUCGUCGAAUUCAAGGACUGGCUUGAUGAGAUGAAGAAAUUGGACAUGACUGAAGAGGUUGUGAGCAAGGUGCCUGGACUGAAGUUGUUGGACUUUUAUGAAGGUCUGGCUGUUGAGGAGGGUAGCUUGCCUAGAUUGGCUACUGAGCACACUGCUGAGGCCAGUGUUACGUUGAGGGAGUUGGGCCCUGUGAACCGUGAUUUGAUGGUAAAUUGGUGCAAGCAGUGGAAUUUCUAG
Molecule: messenger RNA, 3129 nt
Organism: Aureobasidium pullulans EXF-150
Lineage: Eukaryota; Fungi; Ascomycota; Dothideomycetes; Dothideales; Saccotheciaceae
Product: acetyl-CoA synthetase-like protein
Exons: 1
Coding region: 1-3129 (1042 amino acids)
Source: RefSeq, a predicted model, not a curated record